AUUGGACUAGCUUUUGGAAAUCGGGCGUCUGGCCCAUACAAGACACCUAUGAGGGUGUGCAUUGUGGCGGUGGAUGAAGAGCCGUCCACAUUCAGAGGGAAGGAUGGCACAGAGCGAAAGGUGUUGGCGUGUGCCGUCAGCGACGGCUGUAAAGUGGUUCGAGUGGUCUGCUAUGCGUCCAACCUGUUUGGACGACUCAAGGUUGGAUCAUCCAUAGCGAUGAGAGAAGUCAUCCGGAAGACCGAUGCACGACAACCGUAUAUCGUUAUGACAGAAAAGUCGAAGGUAUUUGCAACGGCUGCUGUAAGCCACCCAGCCAGCCACACGGACGAGGGGACCACCCUUCUCAACCCUCUGCCGGCAGCAGAUGUGCCAAUAGCAACGGCACUAUCAUCUCCAUCAAAACAGAAAAACAGCGUGGUGGGGAAGAUUGUUCAGGAGGAAGCACCCCGGACCAUUCGGGUCAAUGAUGAAGAGGUCACCAUCAAGGUGGUGAAGGUGGAAGACUCCACCUCCAACUGCAAUGUCACACUGUGGAGGGCCGCUGCCGCUGCAGAUGUGAGGCCAGGUGACUACAUCCGUGUCACAGACGUCAUAGUCAACCAUUACAAUGGUUCAACAAGCCUGUCCACUACUGCUAGAACGAAAAUUGAGAAAACUGAAGUGCCAGUGUCUGAACGCGAUGUGGUUGUUGUUGGCGCUUGUGUCGACGGUGCUACAGUCGAUCUCCUAUUGGAUGAUGACACUGAAGUGAAAGUGCCUGUGGUCAUGAUGCAGGGGUUAGUUGGGGACGAAGACAUUGAGGAGGCAUCUGCAGCAGGCUUGCAAGUGCACAUAACUUCGCAAGGGCCGGAUAUCGUGAGCCUGGAGCUGAUCGAGGAGGCCUUAAUGCUUGGGUGAAAGUUUUCAGACAUGCCUGAAGUUCAGGUUUUUUGAAAGGCAAUUUUUUUACUUUUCUUAAGUAAUUACUAUUGAAAGUACCGCCAUUUCAUACUUUUCUGGUUUUUCAAUAUUUUGUACUUUCACCCAUGUUAAUGUGAAAGCCUAACUUGUGCACUACUCGACUGACUCUGAAUGGCUAGUCAUUCUUUGUGCAAUUUCAUUGCUGAUCUCACUUACCUGUACAAUAGUUGAAAGGCAUAAUGUUUUGUUUUUUCUGUUCUUGUCAUAUUUGUUCAGUUGACCACUCAAUUUCUACUAAAAACAUCUUGAAAAAAAGGAACAUAUUCAAUUUAUUUCAAUUACUGGUCAAUAUAUGCAAGCAAGUUGUGUUUUAAGAUAAACUGAAUAUUUAAUCAUUGUUUGAAAUCCAUGUCAGCCUCGAUAUCAGAAUUCACUCUUUGGUAAUCUUUGCAAGUCAUACCUUCCCUAAGGUUUUACCACUUUAUCUCAUCAUCAUUUAUAAAAGUUACAUUGUGGAAAGUUGCAUGUAAAAUUACAUGGUGGAAAGUUGCAUAUAUGCAAUAAACAAGAUAGGAAAAUGACACUUCAAUAUAUAUUUUUACUUUAUUAAAUGUUCUUGCUAAAUGUUCUUGCAAGAACCGUCACACUAGCUCAAUGAAAAUACACAUGUAGUGUUAGUUCAUUAUUUUGCUCAGGCAAUUGUUUUAUUUGUUUCAACCUUUGAAGGUGGUCUGGUGCUGUUUUCAAUUUGCUGGUAAUUAGGCCAAAAAAAUUGUUUGUUUCUGGUAACAUUGCAAAAACUAAAUAGGUAUGGGGGUAUUUUUAACUUUUUUUUUUAUUGAUUGAUUUUACACAAACAAUCUCAUUUUUAGGCAUUUUUUCCUCCAAAAAAGUCAAUAAAAAGAUAAGGGGAGGGGUAAAAAAAUUAUGCGGGGGAGGGUUACCAGAAACAAACAGCUUUUUUUACACCUUACAUGUAGUAAACAAUUUUCCCUGGUAGGCAUCAGUGAUGUCGCACGAUAGUAGUAAGUUAGUCCAAUAUUUAUAUUGCAUGAAAGUGUUUUUGCUAUGAUUUUAUUUUGGAUUCUUUAGAAGAUGAUG
Dreissena polymorpha is the source of this 2004-nucleotide messenger RNA. RefSeq lists its product as uncharacterized. The transcript is spliced from 4 exons. NCBI's taxonomy places the organism in Eukaryota, Metazoa, Mollusca, Bivalvia, Myida, Dreissenidae. The record is from RefSeq and is a predicted model, not a curated record. The coding region runs from base 49 to 900 and encodes 283 amino acids.